AUGGACUUAAACUGGGUGCUUACUGUCUUUCUCUGACAUACAUGUCGUCCUUGUACCAUUUUUUUAACUCUAAUGUGUCUAAAUGGAAUCAACACAGCUCUAGUACCUGUUCUCCUUUUCCUUCUACCUUUAUCUCCUGUCCUAAGGAUGCCUGUAAACAGUCAAAUAGGUAGCCCAGGGUGCUUCUGAGCAACUUGGUUAAACAUCAAUUCUUGUGAGCAUGCCGGGCUCCUGCCUGCAGCUCUGUGCUGCUCCUGGCUGUAUGUCUUUGGAGUGAAUGGACAGGCUGGACUCUGCCCUGAAUUCAUGGAGAGAGCGCUGGUACCGCCAGCACCCUCUUUGUCACACUGCACCAGGGCUCUAUGAGCACAGGCAAGCCAGUUAGUUUAAAGCCGGACUGUUUACUUUUAUCACUCCUUACGCAUGCUGUGCUCUUGCCAGUCAUCUGCUGGAGUGCUUGGAAUAAUUUGAAACAACAGGCAACAUUUAUUUCUAGCUUUGUGUGUCACGCUUCGCGGGAGCACUCUUAAUUUGCACAUUAUUAUUUACCCAAACUUCUGCGAGGCUUUCCCUAUGGGCUGGGCUGGUUGUGCAUUAGGACAGAUUUAACAUACACUCUUGAUUGGCUGAAACCUGUGAGGGAAGCCACGGUGUUUGCCUUUGCUGUAAUGCCGAGGGGUAUAUUUAGUAGGUAGCCGACCCCGUCAGCGUGACACGUAAUGCGGCGUGGCUGUGCAGCCGGGAGCUGACAGGGAGGAUGCUGCAGGACCCCAGACCGCCAGCUGAAGGAGAGAGGGAGGCUCUCCUCCGUUCCCGGCAGAUCAUUUCCCUGUGUGUCACCGCCAGAGGCACGAGUAUAGCUGUUCUCUUUCUUUGGGACAAAAGAAGAGUUUCACUGUUAUGAGCCCAGUGACAAAGUGUCAGUGUAGUGGCACUGCGAGGCUCGGGAACGGACACUGCCCCGGGGGAUCCUGGCUGAGGAAAAGAGCCCCGUCUCCCUGCUGGGAUUCAGCGAGAAGUUCCUCGACAAUGGGAAAUCAUGUACUCGCGGCUUCGAUUUCCAUGCUCUCGCUCCUGGCGAUGAUGGGAGACACGGACAGUAAAACAGACAGUUCCUUCAUGAUCGACUCCGACCCCAGCCGCUGUAUGAGGCACCACUACGUCGACUCCAUCACCCACCCCCUCUACAAGUGUAGCUCCAAGAUGGUGCUGCUGGCUCGCUGCGAGGGGCGCUGCAGCCAGACAUCGCGCUCGGAGCCGCUGGUCUCUUUUAGUGCGGUGCUGAAGCAACCCUUCCGCUCCACCUGCCACUGCUGCCGCCCCCAGACCUCCAAGCUGAAGGCCAUGAGGCUGCGGUGCUCGGGGGGCAUGCGGCUCACGGCCACCUACCGCUACAUCCUCUCCUGCCACUGCGAGGAGUGCAACUCCUAGGGGCGGGGUGCCACAGCAGGGAGGGGACUGGCGUGCUGCCGAUGGGAAAGGCUCCCAAGAAAUAAUCCAGAGUCAAGCCGAUGCUCCCAGCACACGAUUGCAGCAAGGACAGGACUAACCAGGCUGGAAUGAAUCUGAGAGCUGAAGUGUAAAAUACCCUGGGGUGCUGGAUGGUGGAUGCUGGUACCACGGUGUACAAAGGAGAAAGGGCAAGGACUUGUUUUUGAGAAGCCUUUCUUUUUUUCUGAAAGGAUAUUUUUGAGAAAUUCUUCUUUUUCAGGCUCAGAUCUGACUACAGAGCUUUUACUGCUGGCUAUGGGCAGCAGGGGAACAGAGAGGGAGGUCAGCUGGAUGACAGCACUGAGCUCUGGAAGCUGAUAUGUUCAGACAGAGGAUGGGCAUCAGUUCCCACAUACAACCUCUUAACCUAUCAAUUUAUUCUCAGUUUCCUACUUAUACUGGCCUUCAAAACAAACUGUGCUGUUGGCAAGGGUCAUGUGUUACUGAUCUAGCAGCCAAGUGCUGGAUGACUUUAACUGUGGUUUAGCAGAAAUUAUAAAUAAACCAUUGAAAAGUGAA
Pseudopipra pipra is the source of this 2010-nucleotide messenger RNA. It is a transcript of the gene NDP, whose product is annotated as norrin cystine knot growth factor NDP. The transcript is spliced from 3 exons. Gene Ontology annotation, biological process: Norrin signaling pathway; Wnt signaling pathway; positive regulation of DNA-templated transcription. Lineage: Eukaryota; Metazoa; Chordata; Aves; Passeriformes; Pipridae. The record is from RefSeq and is a predicted model, not a curated record. Gene Ontology annotation, molecular function: frizzled binding; cytokine activity. The coding region runs from base 901 to 1431 and encodes 176 amino acids.